This is a messenger RNA of Thamnophis elegans (Western terrestrial garter snake), 2766 nucleotides long. RefSeq names its product gamma-glutamyltransferase 5 (gene GGT5). Lineage: Eukaryota; Metazoa; Chordata; Lepidosauria; Squamata; Natricidae. Gene Ontology annotation, molecular function: leukotriene-C(4) hydrolase activity; glutathione gamma-glutamate hydrolase. The coding region runs from base 224 to 1915 and encodes 563 amino acids. The record is from RefSeq and is a predicted model, not a curated record. The transcript is spliced from 12 exons. Gene Ontology annotation, biological process: glutathione catabolic process; leukotriene D4 biosynthetic process; inflammatory response. Gene Ontology annotation, cellular component: plasma membrane.
GAAGGAACUUGGAGAGCUGCAGCCCCAACCUCAGCGCGGGUCUCUCCGCCCGCCGCCCGCCGGGAGAGGAAGGGCCGGGGCGCGUUUCGAGGGGGCGGAGCGGGUGCGCGGGCCUGCCCGUCCCUGUUCCCUCCCAGCCUCCGAAGGGCAGCCCGGUCCGAGAGCUGCUCCGAAAGACGCCUCGUCGGUGGACGCAGCAGAGCGCGCAGCCCACGGCGGCAGGAUGGGGCUGUCGAGGCGGGCUGCCUGGAGCGCGGGGCUGCUGCUGCUGGCGGCCGUCUUGGCGGUGGGCGCGGGACUGCUGCUGCUGCUCUUCCGCGACCGCCACAGGUGCGACCCUCCCCGCUAUCGGCAUGCGGCUGUGGCCGCCGACACCCUCAGAUGCUCGGAAGUCGGCAGGGACAUCUUAAAACAUGGCGGCUCAGCCGUAGAUGCAGCUAUUGCGGCCCUGGUCUGCACAUCAGUCCUGAAUCCACAGAGCAUGGGCCUGGGUGGAGGCGUUAUUUUCACCAUCUAUGAUGCACCAACAGGAAAAAUUGAGGUGCUCAAUGCUCGUGAAAGGGCUCCCCAAAACAUCACUGAAGGCUUGCUGAAAAAGUGUGGAGGCACUUUACUUCCAGGGCCUCAAUGGAUUGCUGUUCCUGGGGAACUUCGUGGUUAUAAAGAAGCUCACCAACGCUAUGGCAGAUUGCCAUGGAAGGACCUUUUUGAACCCACCAUCCAGAUGCUUGGCCUUGGGAUCCGGGUAUCAGAUGUUUUGAGCCUGUUUCUAAAAUUCCUAGAGUCGCAUUUGAAGAAUUCAUCCUCAUGCCACCUGCUUUGCAAUGACCAAGGAGCCGUCCUGAGCAACGGAGAGGCCUUGCACUGGGCAGCCCUGGAGGAGACCCUAAAAGCCGUGGCAGAAAACGGGGCCGAAGAAUUCUACUCUGGGAGGACGGCAGAAAAGUUAGUGCAAGAUGUCAGAGCUGAAGGUGGCACCUUGACAUUGGAGGACCUCAAGAAUUAUCGUGUUGAACUGAUGAAACCAGUGAAUAUGUCACUGGACAAAUAUACUAUAUUCUCAGCCCCAAGGCCAGCAGCCGGAGCAGUCCUUUUCUUCAUUCUCAAUGUCCUAAAAGGGUUCAAUUUCACCAAAGUGGAUCUGGAAGAACCAAACAGAAGAACAAGGGUCUAUCACUACAUUGCAGAGACCUUGAAGUUUGCCAAUGGCCAAAGAGCAAAAUUAGAUGAUCCUACAUUUUCUAAAAUAAAUGAGGAGGUUCUCCAUGAGAUGAUAUCAGAUACCUUUGCUGACCACAUCAGGCAGUUGAUCGACGACCGGGGAGACCACCCAACCAGCCACUAUGACCCAGCCCAGCUGAAAGUGGCUCCUUUUGGCACCUCCCACGUGGCCGUUUUGGCAGAAGACGGGAGUGCUGUUUCUGCCACCAGCACCAUCAACCACCCGUUUGGCUCAAUGGUCUAUUCUCAGCAAACUGGAAUCAUCUUAAACAAUGAGCUGGCGGAUUUUUGCAUGAAGCAGUCUAGCAAAAACAUUUUUCCAGGAGAGAUGCCUCCCUCGGCCAUGACUCCGUCCAUUCUUCUUUCUAAAGAUGGGAGGUCCAAGCUAAUAAUCGGAGGCUCAGGCGGGCCCCUCAUUAUCCCUGCUGUAGCCCAGGCCAUCGUCAAUAAGUUGUGGUUUGGGUACGAACUGGAUCAAGCCAUUGGAGCGCCCAUCCUCUCUGCCACCAGAGAUGGCUCCAUUCAAGUGGAGAAGCACUUUCCACAGAAUCUCACAAGGGCUUUGAUCUCCAUGGGGCACUCAGUCCAUCCUGCAGAGCAUGACAUGAAUGUGGUGCAGGGCAUCUCCCAGGAGGGUUUCUGCAUCUUCCCUUAUUCUGAUCGGAGGAAGUGGGGAGAAGCCUCCGGCUACUAGAAGCCGGGAGAAGCUCUGCUAAACUCUGCAGCAACCUGCUCUCCUUCUCGGUCAGGCCUCCGCAGAGGCUGCUGCAAGGAACUUUGGAUGCAUUCCUAUGCAAACCACACACACACAAACACACACACACACACACACAUGGGCCAAAUGGAGGUCUACAUUUCUCCUCCAUCAGGCCUAACUUCUUGCUGCAACUGGAGUUUAUAUCCACACAUGGGCGAGAGAUUCGUCCUGUAGAAAAUCUGAGCCACAACUCUUGUCUCCCGUGAGUCCAGAAUGUGAGGAAAAGGUCUGUUGGGCUAAGCCUUCUUGGAGUAGUCUCUUCUCUGUCCUGAGAUGAUGUCCUCUGUCUGCGGCUGAUGGAAGCCAGGGAUGCCCAGUGAGAAAGACCGAGACUGGCAUGACGGAGGCUUUGGUCUUUGGAAGGAACCCAGGAUUCUCCUGCAAAUCCCCUUUGGUGCUACAAAGCGAGUUAUCCAAAGAGAGCAGAUUCGCUGCAGCCGGUGGGACGGGAGUCCUUCCAAGCUCAAGGCUUUGGACGAAGCUUUUGCCUGGCAAGGCAAUGAGCCAGGGGACUGGGGCAACCAUCUCCCCCAAGAGUUGAGUAGGGCCUGCUGCCAAAGCUGUGGAGAAGUUUGAAAGCCCCUUGGAACCCGGGAGCCAUUAACCUUGGAUGCAGUUGCCUUUUGUUUCAGGCUGGGGGAGGUGGAGGUGGCUGGGUGCCCUGAGCUUUGCCCUCCACCCACCCUGGACACCUUAGAGCCAAAGCCACAGCAGGAGCUUUUCCUGUUCUUCUUUCUAAAAGUGAAAGAGACAGUCUGUUGUGUUCCCACCUGCUGAUUGUUACUGUG